Molecule: messenger RNA, 1381 nt
Organism: Oryza brachyantha (malo sina)
Lineage: Eukaryota; Viridiplantae; Streptophyta; Magnoliopsida; Poales; Poaceae
Product: protein VTE6, chloroplastic
Exons: 5
Coding region: 14-997 (327 amino acids)
Cellular component (GO): chloroplast inner membrane
Source: RefSeq, a predicted model, not a curated record
AGGCGGGGCGACAAUGGCGGGCUCUCUCCUCCGGCCGCUUGCUCCCGUUUCCCCUCCUCCGCCUCGUCUCGCCCCCUCCUCCCGCCCCCACUUCAUCCUCGCGCCUCGAACCCUGCCCCUGCUCCCUCGCGGGCCGAGGGUUGCGCCCCGCGCCCUCGUUUCCCCACCGCACGCGCUCCCGGACAGCGCCGCCGGGGCGGCGGAGGCGCUCCGUGGCGCGCUCGCCGACGCCUUCCUGGCGUCUCCGCCGACUUGGAGGUCGUCCGCCGUGAGCAACCUCGCCGUCUUCGUCGCUGGCUCCCCGGUGCUCCUGUCUGGCCUCUCCGCCUCCGGCUUCGCCGCCGCGUACCUACUAGGCACCCUCACCUGGCGCGCCCUCGGGCCCAAGGGGCUCAUCCUCGUCGCCGCCUACUUCGUUUUGGGCACAGCAGCAACCAAGUUGAAAAUAAAGCAGAAAGAAGCUUUGGGGGUGGCAGAGAAAAGGGGAGGAAGGAGAGGGCCUGGAAGUGUUAUUGGUUCAAGUGCUGCUGGUUGUGUCUGUGCUCUGCUAUCAAUAUACAAUGUAGGCAGUGCAGCGUUGGCUGAGCUCUGGAAACUUGGCUUUGUUGCUAGUUUCUGUACUAAACUAAGUGACACAGUUUCCAGCGAAAUAGGGAAGGCCUAUGGAAGAACAACGUACCUGGUGACAACACUUAAGGUUGUUCCACGAGGUACAGAAGGUGCGAUCAGUAUUGAGGGUACCCUAGCUGGAAUUCUUGCAUCGAUUGUUCUUGCAAGCGUUGGUUAUCUUCUCGGGCAGGUCAAUGUAUCACAAGGCGCAGUAUGUGUCCUUGCAUCGCAGAUUGCAAAUUUUUGUGAGAGUUAUAUUGGCGCCACAUUACAAGAUAGAGAAGGUUUUGAAUGGCUCACCAAUGAUGUUGUCAAUGUACUAAAUAUCUCAACUGGUGGUAUAUUGGCUGUUCUGAUGCAACAGUUACUAGUAAGUUGGCACUCUUGAGUACUCUUUUAUGACUUUUCUGUGGUGUCUUCAUGGUUAUAAUAAUUUAGGAGCAAUUACAAAUUUUCCAUUGGUUUGGACCAAACAACUGUCAUUAGAAAAUUUCAAAAAAACCACUGAAACUAUUAUUCUAGUGUCAUCCUUGUAAUAUAGAAAAACAGAGUGGCAAAUUCGCAAAACCCCCUGUAAUUUAUUAUGGAGAAAUGACUGGUCGAUGUCAAUGUCUUACAUGCUUCUGCCAUUGAAAUGCAAGUACAGCUUCUGGUCUGAGAUAUGAUAUUUGAGCGGAUGAAGAUUUGUGUAUGUAGUUAGCGUUGUUCUGUGUUUAAUUCCUUCUUGAACUGCUAGUGGUAAAAUAUGUGAUGUUUGUUAGGAGUAUGUGAU